This is a messenger RNA of Daldinia childiae, 1596 nucleotides long. RefSeq names its product putative transposase tc1-like protein. Lineage: Eukaryota; Fungi; Ascomycota; Sordariomycetes; Xylariales; Hypoxylaceae. The record is from RefSeq and is a predicted model, not a curated record. Bases 1 to 1596 code for a protein of 531 amino acids. Gene Ontology annotation, molecular function: DNA-binding transcription factor activity, RNA polymerase II-specific; zinc ion binding. The transcript has 4 exons. Gene Ontology annotation, biological process: regulation of DNA-templated transcription.
AUGGUUGGAGUAGCUGGUAGGAGUAAAGGCUGCAAUACGUGUCGUAAGAGGAGAGUCAAGUGCGAUGAGGCAAAACCCCAAUGCUACCGCUGCAUCAAGGCAGGUUUCGAAUGUCUAGGCUAUCAGAGAGCUACGCAAUGGCGACACACUUCUCUAGCUCCGGUUCCUGCAUCUCGGUUGCAUAUGCCCGAGUUCGUAGGCGUUGUGCAGCCGGUGCCUGUAAGUUUCGCGCCGGUGCCGGAACUUAGUCUAGAUGCCUUCGAAAGAGAUAUGUGUACUGCUCACAUGUUUGGAAACUUCGUGUGGAGGUCAUAUGGAACUAUUUGGCUCAGCCAAGCAUCCGAGGGUAAACUCGGUGGCCUCUCUCUUGAUGCUGUGACGGCCCUUUCUCAGUUGAGCUUCGGUUUAAAUAAUAGGAUACAAGAACUUCAGCUCAAGGGAGCGGCUCAAUACGGAAGAUGUCUGAGGAUCCUAGCAGAAGAGCUUCGCAGAGAUAGCGCUGCAGGCUACGACAACCGAAGGCUAGUGGUACCUAUACUCGUCCUGAUGAUGGUUUCGGCGAUUCAAACAGAUAGAACUGCUGCGUUCUUUCAUCUCAAAGCGAUUGAGAAAGUAUUAAUGCUGUGCGGCCCAAGUGCUUUUCAGCAGCAGCCCUUAAGGAAUGCAUUCGAAGCUGCCAGGGCCACGCUAUUAACUGCCUCGCUAUUUUCCAGGCGAAGAAUAUUCCUCGAAGAUCCGUGCUGGCAAGACAUACCAUACGCAUUAGACCCUUACGCAAAGCCCCAGCAGUCACGUCUCCUUGACAUCUUAGUCGCCAUACCAGGCUUGCUAGAAGAGAAUGCCCACUUUGACAGCAUGAGUUAUUGUCCAGAGGACAACUCCACAACCCCUUCUCUCAUCUCAGACAAGCGUUUGAGUUGCCAGGAGAAUUUAUGCGAAUGUAUCGCUGUUCAACUAGAGAAACUUUUCCGCUGGCGCUGGAACUGGCAACGCGAACAUGGUCAAUACGUCUCGGUAGACAAAUGCGCGUGGCAAUCAAAUACCCCUUCUCCCACAAACUCGGAAUUCAGUGGCAGUCCGAAAGAACUUGGUCGCCUGCGGUUCGAUCGCUCUGCGCACGCCAAUGAUAUCAUGCUCUAUAAUUCUGCUCUGAUGUGGUUGAUGACUCUCCUAUGGAAAGUCAGCCCGUUACAGGCGAAAUCCAUUAUACAAGGAUGCGCACGACAUGCUGCUACCUCGUCAGCUCUGUCGCCAAAAUCACCAGCGUUAUCACAUAACAUAUCGUUCGAGCCGUUAAAUCAGCCCGGCGCCGCGUUUUCCAUCCGAGACCCCGCCAUCGAAAUUUGUCGCGUUUUUGAUUGGCAAUGCCGACACCAUGAGCAAUGUAGCGCUCUCGAUGACCAAGCUUGCCUAUAUUUAUUUCCUCUAGGAAUGGCCCGAAGCGUCUUGGAUGCCGAGCCGCGCUAUCAGAAGUGGAUAGAUGACAUGCUGGAUUCAAGCCCCGUUACCGCAGGCUAUGGUAGACAUGGCGGGAGCGUAGUUGGCUUUAGCUCGUAUAUCACAAGAUGCGCUCUCAAUCCCGACAUCCGAUGCUGA